AUGGAGCCCGUCACGCCGGAUCUUCUCGGGCGUUACCUCUCUGGGGACAAUGAAAAUGACUUCCGAAGCCCGUCCAGCGGACUCAAAACAGUGUGGACUGAAGCCCGGAAAGCCUCAUCCCGUCUUGAUGUGAUGUGGACCUUCAGUGCGGACGGCCCGGAACUGCAAAGGAAUGAAGCAACCAUCCCACCCAGAAGACGCACCAAGGUGAUCAGCACACUACGGCAUCAACUACAAGAAGAACGGGAUAGGCGGCUUACUUCCCUCGCCAACCAGGGCAAGGUCUUGGAAUGUGUCGCUCUUGACAAGUCAAGCUCCCACUUCAUGCGCUCUGGACAGUUCACAAGAUUCGCCGACUGGCGCUUCAUUCAUCGGGCCCGCCUCAACCUCCUCCCCCUCAACGGAGCCCGGCCCUGGACACAGGGUGACAAACGAUGCAGACGGUGCGGCACACAGCCUGAGACCCUACCCCACGUCGCCAAUCAUUUGAAAAAUCAGGUUGUGGGUAACACCGGACUUCGGCCAGACCUGGUUGUGUCAAGAGGAGAGGAAGCAAUAGUCUACGACGUGACCAUAGUAUUCGACAACCGCCCGGAGGCUCUGCAAGCGGCUCGACGAAACAAAGAAGAAAAGUACCUACCUGUGAAGGAGAGCCUGCAAAGGAGAUAUCACCGAGUGCAUAUCGAGGCAGUGGUCAUCGGCAGCCUUGGUAGCUGGGAUCCAGCCAACGACCGCGGGCUCAAACGCCUCUGCUCAAGAGAAUACCUCAAACUAAUGAAAAAAACUCUGCGUAAGUGA
Messenger RNA from Ornithodoros turicata, 798 nucleotides. RefSeq lists its product as uncharacterized. Lineage: Eukaryota; Metazoa; Arthropoda; Arachnida; Ixodida; Argasidae. The coding region runs from base 1 to 798 and encodes 265 amino acids. The transcript has 2 exons. The record is from RefSeq and is a predicted model, not a curated record.